GAGGUGGUUAUAAAGUGGUUGCCCUGUCGACCACCAUACAACGUCAUUGACUAUAUAUUGGGUAAAUACACUUGAUCACGCGCACGAGUCCGCCAACAGUUGUUCGCCUGUUACCCAAAGGAUCAAACUUAAGUUCAUAAUUUCCAUCAAAGAAUUCCUGAGUAAUUUCACGUCACAUGUUCCAAUGUUAUUACGUGCAGAAUUUAUGUGUUUUAUUGGAAUCCCACUGAUUUGCAAUAUAGAUUAUAACGUAAUGCAUUGAGUUAAUAUCAUAGAGCUACCAGGAAUAUACACACACGCACUAGUAUGCUGGAAAUAUUUCAGUGUUAUUAAUUCAAUAUACUUUAAUGUAAUGCCGCAUUGACAAAGUUGAAAACAUCUUACGACGGAAAUUCUGGUGUAGUUAAUAAUCAGCUUCUUUAACAUAUCGCUUACAGUGCUUGUCUAUCUGAAUGUGUUCGAGGGACUAACAUUGGACUUUUAAAGAAGAUUUAAGAAUUUCAGCGAUGCUACAGAUGGCCCUGUACCUGUUAGUGUUCCGGGUGAUACAUGAUCCAGUGACCUAAUAAUGUCAAAUCUAGCGUCGGUGUCAACUCGUGGGGUAACCACAACUCUUAAGGGGGCCAUGGGGCGUGGCCUUCCAGAUACACACGGACCAGUGGACAGGGAUACUAAUUAGUUUAGUCUGUGAGGCAGGUGAUAACGAAAGCUAAUUUAUGAGGUUUGUCUAUAUGAUGGGGCGACAAUAAGAUAGCAGGUGCUUUCUUAUAGUUACAAUACCUUAUAUUAUAAAUAGCAACUGUGGUUAAACAUCUAGUGUAGACACGUGGGCAGUGUCACUGAGCAUUAUUUCUUAAUCAUCCAACCUGGGACCUACAAUAUGACACUGUCCUAAGACUUGUUAUAACUGAACAAGAGCUAUCUUACAGUUAUCAAAAUUGCCAUUGAAUGUUUUAAACACAUGGAUGCUCCCCCUAUAACAAAACGCAGUGAAAACGUUGAAUGGGAAGUGAAUUCGGUAUUAAUGGAUAUGACAGAGCCUAAUGAUGGCUACAGAAUACAACAAUCAGGAUUAUAGAUGAAACAAAACGGAUUUCAUCACCAUAUCAUUUGGAGAUACGUGCGUGCCGCCGUAUGUGACAUGUAACGAUGAGCGACGAUGACAGCCAGUGACACGGAGACAGUAUGUACGGUAUAUGUUUUGGUGUACUGAACAUUGCGGUUUGGACGUUGUUUGUAGCCCGGGUGGAUACCGGGGUAGCACCAUACAGGUAUUCUCGGGGAGGGGCGCUCGUUUCUCAUCCCAAGAGUACGUCAAACGUCAGAAGGGUUAGAUCCAUGGAUCAGGAAUCAUCGCUCUCAGGGUAUAAAAUACGUGCCGGGGUCCCAAAAAACACUCCUGGGCCUCCGUCUAAACCACGCCUGUUCGACAUCAGAGUGAAAGUUUCGCGGGGUGGCCCGAAACCCGUGCUUGUGCUGGAUGUGAUGCCAUACCCGGCCCGUAUCUAUCAGAAUGCACCCCCUAAUACGCCAGUGUUGACAGUCACUGGCUACGACAAUGGGACGGGGGGGCCACUUGACGAGUUGGCACUAACUCAGCCAGAGGAGUCGUCCUACUUUAAGCUCCAUAGGUCCACUCCUUUGAGCUGGGUUUUGGUCACCCGACGAUAUAUAAACCAGCCCUUCAACUACACAUUCCACUUCCGGGUCUACGGUACUGUUGAGGGAGUCAUAAGGGACAAAGACGUCAUCAUUGACGUCGUAGAAGAGAACAUGUUCGCGCCGACGUUUGACCAGCCCCAGUACGACUUCCUCACUUACCGAAAAUCGUUUGAGAAGGGGAUUGAUCUCCUCGGGACAGUGCAUGCCGUCGAUAACGACACCCAGAUUUACAAUUCGUAUUUCCAGUACCGAAUCCUUGACAGAGAUGUGCGUCCAUACUUCAACAUCACGCCAAACACAGGAAAGAUCAUGAUCGUAGGAUCGUUUCCCGAAAGCAUUAGCCAGUAUACUUUCACUGUGACUGCCAUCGACUCAGGAUCGCCACAGAAACAAAGCUCGACCCGCGUCCGAGUCAACAUGACCGACGUACCACCACCGGAACUCUUCUGUGUGUCGGUGGAGGGACUCCAGGCUCGGAUUUGUUGGAAGGAUCCAACCAAUGGCGCUUACGUGGAACGGUAUCAAUUACAGAUAGCCAUGAACGACAAGAAUGUUACCAGCCACCCUGUGGUGAUCAGGGGAAAGAAAAAUGAGGUGUGUACCCAGGUACGAGCCACCCGACCAGACCGUUCUUACCGCUUCACAGUCAAGGUGUUCAACAACACCCACUGGAGUCCUGACAGCGUACAGAGACUCGUCAACAUCACCAGGAACGGUCUAUACGGGGAUUGUCACCUGUUCAGUGACUGUAGUGUGCUACAGCCCUGUGUUAAUGGUGGAACCUGUCGCACCCUCCCGGAUAUGUCAUAUCAGUGUGACUGUAGAGACGGCUAUAACGGACGUAACUGUACAGAGACAGACAUGUGCGUCCAAUCACCGUGUCAGAACAAUGGGUCGUGCACAUUUAUCUCACACGAACAGUUUAACUGCACGUGUCCGGUUCACUUUUACGGAGACACAUGCCAGUAUAUUAAUAGAUGUGUCUCCAAUCCGUGUCUUAAUACUGGAACGUGUUACUCAUAUUCAAAUGGAACAUCCGAAUGCGCAUGUCCAAAAACUUUCAUUGGAACGCAUUGUGAGAUUUACAAUUCUUGUCAUAAUUCGCCAUGCCAACAUGGAGGCAAUUGUUUUAGUCGUGCCAAUGGUACUCACGAGUGUUCCUGUGCUGAGGGUUACUAUGGGUCCAUGUGUGAAAAUACCAAUGUCUGCAUCAUUGCGAACCCAUGUCAUCAUGGGGGGAUAUGUAACUUUAUGGACGACGAUCUAUUUAAUUGCACAUGCGCUGGAGGGUUUAUCGGUGAAAAAUGUGAAACCGUGGACAUGUGUCAUUACAUGCAAUGUAGAAACAACGCAACCUGUGAGACCUUUAACGGGACGGAACCACGCUGUGUAUGUAGCCCCGGGUAUUGGGGGCGGGAGUGUCAAAAUAUUGACGCUUGUUUUGCAGAUCCUUGUCUUCACAAUGGAAUUUGUCAUAAUUACACGGACGGCACUUUCAAAUGCACGUGCGUUAAUGGUAACUACGGAGAUCGAUGUGAGCACACCGAUCUGUGCUAUUCUAGUCCGUGUAGUGUCGGAGGCACGUGUACAAGCACGUCCGAUACAGACUUCCUGUGUCAGUGCACACCCGAAAGAUACGGGAUGACAUGUGAAAAAAUUGAUGGAUGUAAAGCCAAAUUAUGUGAACAAGAUUCCAAGUGCAUUAAUAAAAGCGGUGACGGUGAGGUGGAAUGUAUAUGUAAGGAGGGUACGUACGGACAAUAUUGUGAGGAGGUCGACCCCUGCAGAAGUUCUCCCUGUAAACAUGGCAGUCGAUGUGUUAACGUCACUACUGAGGGUUACCAUUGUGUGUGUCCUCCGGGCUGGGUAGGUAGCACGUGCGAGGUGGCCGAUCAGUGUUCUUCAAUCCAAUGUCAAAACAAGGGUGUCUGCAAGUAUGGCAUCAAAGACGGGUCAUUCUACUGUGAUUGUAAAGAAAAUUUCGCAGGUAACAGGUGUGAAAAAUACAAUUUUUGCAAUCCAAGAAGUAAUAUGUGCCUGAAUAAUGCUUUUUGUCAAAAUGUGGAUCACCAAUUACACCAAAUCGUCAUCAACAGAACUGUCGCUAACGUCACCAAUUGGUACAGCUGUGAUUGCUCCAACGGUUACACGGGUCAGAAGUGUAACGUGACGAUUGAUCCCUGCAGCUUUUCACGAUGUGAUAAAGUUUGUGCGGGAAACAGUGUGUACCGAGAUAAGACGGGAAGAUACAUCUGGCGGGAGACUGGGCUGAGACAAAAUGUCUCUAUGGCCUGUCCGUAUGGGGCCCAUCCCCACCAUCCGUUGCCUUUCGCGUCCAGGCCAUGCAACAGGAGUCCGUCUGGUCAUGCGUACUGGGGACAGCCGGACACGACAGCAUGUAGAGAGUUGACUGCUGCAGAGGCGGAAAAAAGAUUGCUGGAUCUAAUGGCCUUCACCCAUGACCCCAGCCACCUCACUGCUGAGGUCGUUAUCAACGCCACAGACAUCCUGGAAAAUCUCCUAGUGUUCGCCUUUGAUGAUGACGAGAUAGCAGAGGAGGUGACGAGGGUGGUUAGUAACCUGCUGACCGCCACAGAGUCCGUGUUGAUAGAGAGUAACCACAGAAAUCACUCCAGUGAAAGAUUGAUAAAGCUAUUAGAGGACUUCACUAAGGAAGUGAAGACAGAGACUAACGUUUCCAUAACAACAGAAAACAUCAACGUCAUGGUGGUGAAUUUUUCUCUCCCUCACAAUGCCAACAACGAUACUGCGGCGUUCCAAUAUCAACCCGUCCUGGAGAAUAGCCAAAACCAAUCAGGCUUGCAUGGUGUGAAAAUGGCUUUACCAAAAGAGGUUUUUGAUGUUGCUGGCAACAAAAAUGUCCGACUCGAGUUUGUAUCCUACCGCACAUCUGCCUUCUUUCUUCCUGAUGACUCUCCGCCGGAACAUAUAGUCCUCAAACAAAGAGUCAUAUCAGCUACUGUCCACAACACCGACAUAAGCGGCCUCAACUUCCCCAUCGACUACUCCGUACCAAACAUAGAAAUCGGAAGUAACCAUACAUGCGUAUACUGGAAAACAGAGAAUCGUACGUGGUCAAGCAUAGGGAUGGAAACUGUGUCAACAGGAGGUCAUGUGACCGAUUGUCGAGCCUACCAUCUCACUAGUUUUGCCGUCCUACUGGACCCGACACCGAACAUGGUUUUAUCUGAAGACCAUGACAAAGCACUGACUUCCAUAUCUUAUAUAGGUUGCGCGAUUUCCAUAUUUGGUUUGACAUUCACCAUCGUCACUUUCUCCAUUUUCAGGUCUUUGAACCGUGAGCGUUCCGGGAAGAUCCUGUUGAACAUGUGUGUAUCCAUGUUGAUGCUGAACGUGUCAUUCCUGUUGAUGGCGGAGACGUCCCAGUCGGACGGUGAGGGGCUGUGUAUCGCUGUUGGAGUCCUCAUCCACUAUUUCUUGUUGACAACACUAACAUGGAUGUGCACGGAGGCCAUAAACAUGUAUCAGGCUCUCAUCAAGGUUUUCACCAAGUACUCAUCUUAUUUCAUCCUCAAGCGCUGCGUCGUUGCCUGGGGACUCCCGGCAGUAGUGGUAGCCGUUACGAUGGGGGUUAAUAACCUCGACAACUACAGAUCCAAAGGACAAUUGUGCUUCAUAUCACAAUCGAACACGCUGGCAUUCUACAUUACAUUACUUGGUCCAGCCUGCUGUAUUCUCAUCAUUAAUACCAUAGUAUUCACGUUGGUUGCUCGUGUCAUCAUGAAGCCAAAGUUCAAAGGUCACAGUCCUGCUGGGGAGAAGAACGAAAAGGUGACCCCAGCUCAGGUGCGCGGAGCUUUCACCGUUAUGGUCCUGCUUGGUAUCACGUGGGUGUUCGGUCCUGUCGCCAUCAAGGAGUCCAAAAUUGUGUUCUAUUACCUAUUUACCAUCCUCAACUCUUUGCAAGGAUUUCUUAUAUUUGUGUUCCGAUGUCUUUUCAACACUGAAGUUCGUUCAGCUUGGGUGCUGCUGAUAAAAACUGGAAAAUUCAAACGCAGGAGGGGUCCAAUCAAAUCAAUUGUUGAAUCCUCAUCAAAGGGCUACCAUGACAACCGGAUGAACGGAAGUUACGUGGAUAGUAACAAUACAGACAAAUCUAAUAUCGGUAAUAGUAAUGUUAUCAGCAAAAACAAUUUAAAAAACGAACGAUACAAAAAUAAUGGUAACGUUCAAAAGUACAAAAACGGGAAUAUGCCGAAUGACGACAGGCGAACGAGCAACGAGAGCAGGGGCAGUAACGACCGUCGUCAUAGCGGCGACAGACGGAGCAGUUACGACCGUAGUCAUAGCGGCGACAGACGGAGCAGUAACGACCGUAGUCAUAGCGGCGACAGACGGAGCAGUAACGACCGUCGUUAUAGUGGUGACAGGAAAAUAUCAAACCCUUCUAUAUUUACGCAGUUCUGAACAAAACAAAAUCCCAAUAUACCGUGACAACUUUCUAUUGCAGGUAUUAAAACCAUCUUCUCAAGACAGUUCCCGAAACUCUGAACAGAGUAUCUUCCGAUAAUGGCAAGUUGCGCAAUCGGUUCGACAUGGAAGUGUUUAAUGUAUUAAAUGCAUUUGUUAUUUGUUUUCACCUUGUGUUAUUCAGAAAUAAUUUGUAUAAAUUUGGCGUUCUCUAUUAUCAUAUACAGUUGUUAUCAAUGAUUUAUCAUGUUUUAAAUACGCUUUCUUUUUGAAUUAUUAUGAAGUCAGGCUGCAUAACAUUGAGCCUGUAUACAGUUCUACUGAUUUCCAAUGGACUUUUUGUGCCAAAGUGUAUCUCACUUAUGUUUAGAUAUUAUUACCGUUCGCAUUUUAAAUUAUUAUCUUUUUGCAUGCAUUUAUAGGCUAUAUCAGUGUUAGAAACGAAGACACAGUUGUUGUUGUUUUUUCAUAUGAAAGAUGGGUUGUUGUUUUUCAAGUGAAAUAUAUUUAAUAUAGUUGUGUCUUAAGACAGCUGAAUCCACUUGCAUCAAACAUAACAAGGUUUGAAUUAUGUAGAUGAAAUAUAGAAGCUACAUUUGCAAAAAAAAAUGAAAUAUAUUAUAUUAACAUUUUAGUUUAUUUUUUCAACUAAUGUAUUAUCUGCGGGUCAUCAUUUUGCAUCGAAAGAUGUACGUAUUUUAUGUUUUGAUUUAAUCAUUAUCGAAAAUAGCACUGACUAAAAUUGUAUCUUUAUUUGUCGGAAAACUAUGAACUUGAUACAAACGAGUCCUGGUCAUUGUCAUAUCGUAAAUAGUUGUUAAUUGUGAAAUCGAGUUUGCUUGUUGGAGUAGCCAAUGUAGAAUACAAUUGAAAAUGACCUUUGAACAAUACUUUGAAUUCGAUGUAAGAAGUUAUAUGUGUAUUCAAUGGGCUCCCAUCGUAUUCCUUUUUAUCAACUACGAUGGUAUAUUUUGCGGUACACAAAUUCGGUAGAUUGUAUGAAUUUAUUUGCUCUGGUAAUAUAAAUGGUCAAUAACAGUGUUGGAUCGAUGUACCACAAUAAUUUGGACACGAGGGAUGACUUCGGACCGUAUAUGUAUAUCAACCAAAGAUUAACUGUCUCAUGAACUCGGCCAUGAUACAUAUACCUACUUUUAUUUUAAGAUUCGUUUGAACAACGAACUAUCAAAAUCUGCUGUUCUAUAUCUGCGUUAACUACAAUGCCCCAACUAUAACAUGUCUGUAGUACUGUAGAUUUCAUAAUUAGAUGGAAACGUUGGCAAAAUCGUUGAUUGACUAAUAUUGUAUUUGUCAGGUUAAGCAUGCAUGAGCCGCAGACGGAUAAACAAAAGCAUUAAUGUCAAUAUUUCUAUGAGAGGCACAGUAGUCUAGUGGUUAGGACGCCGGGCUCGUGACCGAAGGGUUUUGGGUUCGAGUCACGCCACGG
Molecule: messenger RNA, 7561 nt
Organism: Mizuhopecten yessoensis (Yesso scallop)
Lineage: Eukaryota; Metazoa; Mollusca; Bivalvia; Pectinida; Pectinidae
Product: cadherin EGF LAG seven-pass G-type receptor 1-like
Exons: 16
Coding region: 1186-6111 (1641 amino acids)
Biological process (GO): homophilic cell-cell adhesion; G protein-coupled receptor signaling pathway; cell surface receptor signaling pathway
Cellular component (GO): membrane
Molecular function (GO): DNA binding; G protein-coupled receptor activity; calcium ion binding
Source: RefSeq, a predicted model, not a curated record